This is a messenger RNA of Astyanax mexicanus (Mexican tetra), 1855 nucleotides long. Its product is annotated as trafficking protein particle complex subunit 9-like. Gene Ontology annotation, cellular component: trans-Golgi network. NCBI's taxonomy places the organism in Eukaryota, Metazoa, Chordata, Actinopteri, Characiformes, Acestrorhamphidae. Bases 110 to 1072 code for a protein of 320 amino acids. The record is from RefSeq and is a predicted model, not a curated record. The transcript is spliced from 6 exons.
CAAGAAAUUCAAGUAAUUAACUCUUGAUGAGUUCAGCACAGCUGUUAACUGAAAGCCUGAAUUCCAGGAGACUCUACCUCAUAAAACUGACUGAGAAAAUCCAGCAGAGAUGAAUAAAACUGAUCAUCUAAGAAAGUUCUCUAUUCUGUUUUCUCUCUCUUUCUCUGUAUCUCAGACUCUGGAGGCGGUACUGAGUUUCCGGUACAGUGGGGGGAUGGGGCAGGUGGAGGGAUACUACAGGGAGAUCAGUCUCGGGGUGAAGGUGGAUGUGGAGCCGUCAGUCUUCUUCACCAGGGUCAGCACACUGCCAGCAACCAGUACUCGUCAGUGCCAUUUGCUGCUGGAUGUGUUUAACCCCACAGAGCAUGAGCUUACACUCAGCGCCAGAAACCAGCAGCUCAUACUGCACUCCAGCGAGUGCCAGAGGAUGGCCAUCCAGGUGGACAAGUUUGACUUUGAGAGUCUGCCAAUGCCGUCCCACGAUGCAGUGCGGCAGAGCACAGUGUAUCAGCAGGAGGAGGAGAGGCAGCAGGUCCAGGGUGGACAGAUCAACAGCACACUGGACCUGCGCUGGAGCAUCCCGUCUCUGAGGCGGCAGGGGGAGGCCAGUGUGGAGGGGGUGCUGACACAGCUCGUGCUGGAGCAUCUGCAGCUGGCACCGCUACAGUGGGACGUGCUGGUGAACGGUAAGGCGUGUGACUGUGACGUGGUGGCGGACUGUAAGGUGGGCGACGCCGUGCCGCUGGAGGUGAAACUGACCAAUCGCAGUAAAGGUCCCGUGGGCCCGUUCUCCCUUACCGUCGUACCGUUUCAGGACUAUCAGAACGGAGUCCAGAACUACGAGCUGCAGGACGCCGUCACCUUCAUCGGCUCCAACUCCUUCUACAUCGACUCGGUGAACCCGGCGGGAGACUCCACCUGUGUGGGCGCUCUGCUCUUCCUCUACACAGGUGAUUUCUACCUGAACAUUAAGUUCCAGGACGACAGCGCCGGCCGAGACCUCCCACCCGCCUGGUUCUGCCUGCCCAGCGUCCACGUCAGAGCUCAGGAGCCAAUCCAGGCAGCCGCCUGAGACCACCUGACUUUCUGAAGACUGUAUCUACUAUACUACUGCAUCUUAAAAAAUUAGAAUAUCAUUAAAAAGUUACUUUAUUUCAGUCAUUCAGUUCAAAAUGUUAAAAAAAAAGUCCCAGAAAAUUGGAAUAUUAUAUAAGGCCAAUUGGUAAUUGGUUUUGGCAGUGUGGGAGUGUGCCAAGUCCUGCUGGAAAAUGAAAUCCGCAUCUCCAUAAAAGUUGUCAGCACUGACUCCACACUGCACUGAGUUUAGACUUGAUAAUAAAACACAGUGGAUCAACACCAGCAGAUGAUCAGCAUGUCUCUCCAAACCAUCACUGAUUGAUUCGCUUGAUUUGAAUGUACUGAUGAUCAGUGAUGGUUUGGAGAGACAUGUCAUCUGCUGGUGUUGAUCCACUGUGUUUUAUCAACAUGCAUGUUAAUCAAUGCUGUAAAUACGAGCUUUUCUCAUCGUGAUGUUCCUGUUUUCUGUAUUUAUUCAUAUCCAAAAGCUUUAGCUGUGAGACACUUCCACAGAUAGUUAAUGAGUUCUGCUUUCAUCCUGUUACUGAAGAUUAGUUUUCUAAUAAUCUCUCGCUCUCUUUUUUCUUUAAUUCUCUUUAAUUCUGCUUUUUUUUUAAGGAUAUUUCAUUUUUGUUUUAUUUUUGUAAUCAGUAUUUAUGAGAUCCUGUGAUGAUGAAUCUGGCUCCUUCCUGCUGGACUGUGUUUGUGGUGUAAUAAAUCUGAUCGCUCUGCGUUUGUUUGAAUAAUUAUAAAUCAUAAAUGUGAUAUUAUUGGGAAA